AUGAGCAACUUACGUAGGCUGGGCUUUGUUGUUCAGAAACAGAGUUUACCUACCUCUCCUGCUCCAAAGCCGGUAGAUCCAGAUGAUGAUCUUACUCUGGCAGAGUUCCAUGAGAGUGACAAAACCAAGCCGAAGAUUAUUCCUCCACGAACCAAACCGGAAGUCAAGACAAAACCUGCGCCUAAGAAAGAAGAAAAGAAAGUCAUUCAUCCUCCCGAGGAAAUUGAAGACGCUGAUUAUUUAGCGGCUCUCCUCGAUGAGGCAACAGAUGUUGAAGCUGAGGUUCCGUCGGGCAGUGUUCGGCCUCCAAAAGGACCGGCCAUUUCCCCUGAUGUCGGAAUCAAGAUGCUGAAGAGGUCGAGCCCGGGCCUAACGGCGCAAGCAUCCCUCGAUGUAGAAUGGGAUAAGCUUAUGCUCAAGAAAGCCUGGGAUAUGGGUUCUGUACGCGAGUGGGAGGACGUAUCCAAAGAGGCACUCAAGAAAGGUAUCUUGGUUGUGAGCAUAUCCCCUGAUUGCAAACUCACAAAGCACGACCAUCCGUUUGCGCAUGUGUUCGACAAAUCCAUUCCGGAUCCAGCUGCCAAGCCUGCCGGUGCUGCUCCUACACAAGACUACACCGAAAUCUUCCCUGAGGAAGGUGUACUCGUCAGACACCACCUUCAGCCCAGGAAGGCAACGUAUCGACCUUCGAAAGAAGAGUCAGCGCUAAUGCAACUUGGCCAGAUACGCUACACUGAGGUCAACCGUCUUUCAGGUGGGGAUAAGUCAGAGAAGUGGGGUAGCACAUCAGAUGGUAACAAGCUUGGGGAGCUUUGGAUGGGUCGAACAUAUUUAGUCACGGAUGAUCUUGAUAAAGCUUCUGCUGUGGCUGCAGUUGCUAAAGUCAAGAACCGCAACAAGAAUGAUGCAAAGAAACAAGCUAGAGCUCAGACUUUCUAUGACGUAAAUCAGUUAAGCAAUAACAAGGGAUGCAUGUACAACAAAGCUAGAGAAGUCGUCUACGACAUGAGCUCAUUUCUCCGACAAGCUGUUGACAGGUACAAGUCUCUUGUUCCUCAGGAAUUUCGUGACCUCAAGAAGGUCAGCGCCCCGUUCGCUGAGGAUAAGAUUGCACGACCGACUAGAAAGCCAGUGCCGCCACCUCUCGCCGGGCCAACGCCACGGCACAAAGGUCAGAUCGCACAUAAAGAGUACCAAGAUUGUGAGGUCAUACGCAUCACUGAGAAUGAAGACCUCAAUGAUCCUUCUACUAGGUUGCCAGGUGAGCAGGGCCAUUCUCGUGUUGUUCCAGCAGCAACUGCCACUCGGACUCGCGCCCACUUUGCAAUCCCUAUCUUUCAGCACUCGAUCAUGGCUGCCNNUGCUCACGCUCGCCGAAAGGCAGAGUCGUGUUGCCGCCUUCAUGACCACCUUGGCCUCUUUCUCGGCUUCAUCCCCAACCUUGAAUGGUUGGUACUUCGCGAAGGUAACCCCGACGCAACUUGGCCUGAACUGGUCGAAAAGUGGUACGGGGAGUUCGGUGUGAAGUUUGAUCCGCACAGUGGAGAUACCCCAUCCAAAAUCAUUGGAGAUCUCAACCUCGCGGGGUGGGCGACCGUGAUGGCCGACCUCAUCCGAGAUAUGGCGGUGUUGGCAUGUGAUACCUACAAGGCCCCUCACGCUUUGGACAUCACUAAGCGGUAUGACAUCUGCAACCGCAUAGUGCAGCUCAAAGAUGGACUCGGGGCCUACCGGAUGGCCCCUCCCACUGAAGUUCGUGGGCACUUUGUCAUUGUCGGCGACUCCUCGCUGGCGCUGUGUCAACACCAGAGCCGGCGUGCCACCUACAAGACAACGUUCGAGGCCCCGCUUUCGCAGGCCGUCCAGAUCGAUCCACGGAUCGCAUCUACGCAUGUCCGGAUGUUGUGGGGGAAAGGGUUGCACGAGAUUGCCAAUGUCAUUGAGGGGCUCAUCGCCGACCGCAAGGUGGUGAAGUUCCCAGACGGCCUUGACAUCAUUGUUUCCUGGGCCGGGAACGAUGUCUACGGCCCGUACGGCUACCUCGGCUAUACCUGGCAUCUCUCUCAGAGCGCGGGACUAACGUUCCAGCAAAUCAAAGACCGAGUCCACUGGCCCGCAAAGCAAAAGGCCAGGGUUCAGCGGUCGCUGUACAGGAUUAUCGCCGCUGCUCAGCACGAUUGUGUGAACUCAAUCACCUUCGUCGGCGGCCCAGAAAACUCCUUGAUGUUCAUGCUCCCAAAGGCCUACGACGAGGCGAUGUCCGAGCACUUUACUACUAUUGCCGCGGCCGGGCUCAACGUCGUCGACCCAAUGCCCCUCCUCUCCGAGGUCGACAAGUUCGACGACUAUCACACGGCGUACACAGAGCAAAACCUCAGCGUGUGCUCCAAUUGGUACCGAGCUCUUUGCAGCGGCAUCCUAACGGAUCGCCUUAUCAAGAUCAGGAAAUGCGAAUUUGCGGAGAAUUCUCGAGCCAGGAUUUUCCAGAAGCAUUUCCGGGGGGCGACAGCCCAGCCCAACAUUCCGCUGCCACCGAUCUCUGGACUCAGGGGUGAGCAGCUGAGGCUGGAAAGAGGAGAAGACGAAGAGAUCGUGCUCAAUGCACCAUUGCUCGCAAACCCAUCAGAAGGUCAAGAAGAUCCUAUGCCGUUGCUUCCGAAUGUCAUGGAAGAGGUGACCGAGGUCGACCACGCUAUGUUCGCUCCCUCUGCAGCAGUUCUGGGAAAGGAUGAAGAAGAAAUCCAGGCCACUAUUGGAGUAUCCCUCAUCCAAGAGCUCGAUGAGGAAAUCCCAGACGCAGACGCCGUAAGGAUCGAGAACGAAGGUGAAGUUCAGCAGUUUGUCGUUCCCGACCAAACGGCGGGCGAAGGCCCUGCUGAGGAGCUCAUUGCCACAAGCGUGGUCCGCCCUCCGCCUUUCUUCAACAUUCCACAGUCUUCCGAUGAUGGCGAGGCUGAAGAGGAGGCAGAGCAGAUCAUCUUCCAGACCGCUGUGCCCAAGACAAAGGCUAUGCCGAAGGCUGCAACAACAACCACAUCAGACGCUGCGGCUCCAGUCGUUGACCUUACUUUGCCGAUUGCAAGUAGGACACAUGAGCCAGCUGAUGAGCCUGCACCGAUGAGCGAAAGCUUGGGCCGAUCGCAGUAUGCGUUCACUACCGCACCUGGGCCUCCAACGGAAGGCUACCAUUGGAUCAUGGGUCCUGAGCUUCCACCUAUUGAUCGUGACUUCCGUCGACGCAAUGCCUCAAAGAUGGAGACGCUCAACCGCAAGAUGACCUACCUCCUUCGUGGAUGGUCUAUGCGGACUGCGUCCGGCCCACAUCCCGACUUUGACGCGGCAGAUUUGAGUGUCUCUUGGACCAGCUUCCUCGCCAACCUUGAGAAGAUCUGGAACAGGCUCAGAACCACCGAUGUGAUCGACACCUUGGCAUCAAUGCCGAAAACAAGAUUCCAGGUGUUCGUCGCGUUGAAGGACGGCAAGUACUUCAUCACGCGAAUCCGAGCCAUUCAAGGGCAUUCUUCCGACAUCCUAACGGAUGAUCAAGAUUGGGUCGCCAUUCACAGCGACAUCUACCACCUUUCAUCCAAUUGGGAUCCAUCGCCUAUGACCCGUCCUCCGGUGGGGUACGAUGGCCACCUCUCAGCUGCCUUCGCAGAUAUCCCCAAGAUCGCCUACCACGCAACAAAGAGGAAGAACAUUGCCAGCGUGAUCUUGAACGGGCUAUUCCCUGGAGGCCUCACGGCGGACGGAAGUCCUGUCAAACCCUUCGUUAUGUUCUCGGCCGAACCCAACUGGGUCAGAACAGACAACGAAGGCAUUCGUGAGAACGCUGAGAUCGAGGUUGUCAUUGAUCUGCAACUUGCGGCGCUUGAAGGAGUACGUUUGCUGAGGACUGCCAGUGGAUGCAUCCAAACCCCGGAUUGGAUCAGCAAUCGGUACAUUACUUUCAUUUACGACCGCCGCUCUAACGAGCCGGUGUGGCACAACCGUGCCUACGGCUUGUAUCGCCAACGGCUUGCUGCUGCUCUCCACAGCACCACUGAGGCUUUCUCCAUCAUGUCCGAGCGCGACUCCGAGUUCAUCAGUCGCCACGGCUCUGGAUGUCUCUUGGAUGCUUAUGAGGCUGAAGUGCGCAGCGAUUUCAAUGAUUGGCUGGAGCUGGCGGGAGGAGGCCGCAAUCCCUAUCUCCUGAGGUUCGUGGACGAGGGCGAUCACGGACUUGUCGUGAAUAUAGCCGGCCAGAACACCAACGUUGACCUUCCUGACGAAGUCCUUGAGGCAACUACCGAGUAUGAUCAAUGCAUCGCCUAUGAGGCGUACAGAGAUGGCCUCUAUGUCUUCCCGAACAGGAUUUGUCUCUCAAAGCACCACGACGGCUUCAUCCAUUGCAUGGGCUGUGGAGCUCGAUUCGAGCCGCGCACCGACUUCUCUGGACUCACACAAGGGAGUCGAGAAAGGGACGUCGCCGCCCGAGAGGGCAGGCCCUUCAAUGUGAUGAGUUUGGCGCCCCGAGCCGCUACACAUGCAACUCGCCAGCGAGGUCUUACUUCUACUGGUGAAGAACGCAUGCAACAGUCGGCGGGCGCAAGCCUUGCCAAGAAGGCGCGGAACGUCGCCAAGAAAGUCUAUGACCGAAGCGGCGGACGCCUUGCCGACCUACUUUCCGGGCAUCCCUGGGAGUCACACAACUAUGCCCGUCAUGGACUUUAUGUGACCACCCUGGAGGAGAUCGAGGUCUUCCAGUACAUCCGCACGCCCAACAUCGGGCGGGAGAAUGUGCCGACCCACGAUGCUCGGUUCGCCAUUGCGUGGCGUGAUGGGGUCGCAGAGCUCGACUUCGGACGCUCUUGUUUCCUGAGCUGGAAUGAUCGCUUCUACAAAUCAGAGGAGGCGGUCAUCAUCAUCCAGGCAACAAUUCGCUCCGGAGGGCAACCGCCACUCCGCAUUCUCAGAUUCAAUGGUGAUGUUUGUGCGUUCCGUGACUCCUCCGCAGCCGCAAUCAUGUCAGGCCUGCUCGACAUCUUCAGGAGGGACUUGAUCCAUGCCAAGCGUGGAGAAAGGGAGAGUGUGCCCACUAUUCACGUCCGCGGUAGCCUCCACAUCCCAGAAGCCCUUGCUUCAAUCAGCAGUCGCCAGUUGAACGAGAUGCUCGCGAACACGAGAUUCCACCACCGCAUCUACGAUGGCAGCGUCCAGAGCAAGUUCAACAGAGCAUUCCCUCGGGGUCGUGAGCGCUAUUCGCCGGCCGAAAGGCUUGGUCGAGCACGUCAGCAACCAGUUCCGGAACGAGCAAGUGGAUCUGGCAUCGCUCGACCGGUCACACCACCAAAGACACCUCCGAAGACACCACCGCGUAAUCCUACCACCUACUUGUCAGAGCAGGACUUUGCCAAUCUGCGAGAGGGUCGUUACGGCCGUUUUGAUGCAGCAGCCCCGGCACGAGCCAUUCCGCAGUCAUCCCGGCAAAGUGGCUUCAACAAGGGUGAGAGCGGCUACUCCACCUCAGUCCUCUACGGCAUCCUCUCACGAAACUCCGCCGAAGAGGAAAACAAGGACUAUGACGCCACCGAUCAGAAAGGCGCCUCUCCAUGGAGCGCGACCGCCUCCGUCACCCAAGGCAGCUCCUGUGGUGACCGAAGGACGUGGCCCAAAGGCAGGGACGGUCAACCGACCAGCAGCAAAUCGUCCCGCCGCCUGAAAAGGCUGGCCAACCUCCUCUUGUUCUUGGCGGCGCACGCGCUGACGGCACCUUCGUCACGCUCCGUGGAGAGCCACUACCGGCUGUGCCCAAGCCUAAGGAGGGCAGCGCAGCGGCACGGACCACCACCCACUAACGCGGACACUCGGCCCAACAACGUCUCUGCCGAGCGCCAGGCUAUCACGAUGAGAACGAUGUUCCGCAACAUCGAAGAAGCCCAUCGCGACUACGGAAGCCCUCUCAGCAACUAUCCGUAUGCCGAGCAGGGCGAGUACAUUGACCCUGGAGUCCUUCCGCUGAACAGCUUCAAUCGUGUUGAUCAGUAUGUUUGGGCUGUUCUCCGGGCGC
This is a messenger RNA of Symbiodinium pilosum, 6049 nucleotides long. The record is from the annotation of a GenBank genome assembly. Lineage: Eukaryota; Dinophyceae; Suessiales; Symbiodiniaceae.